Habropoda laboriosa is the source of this 1211-nucleotide messenger RNA. RefSeq lists its product as uncharacterized. The record is from RefSeq and is a predicted model, not a curated record. Lineage: Eukaryota; Metazoa; Arthropoda; Insecta; Hymenoptera; Apidae. The transcript has 4 exons. Bases 1 to 1191 code for a protein of 396 amino acids.
AUGGCAAAUAUAACUUCAAUGUUGUCAGUAGGACAAGAUCAUGAUAUUUGUUCUGAAGAUAUUACCAACAAUUGUACAAAUGUAACUGUUUGUGAUAAUGGAAAUGAUUGUAAUGGUUUAAAACUUUUGAAAGAUUUACAAUGCUUUGUAUGUGAUACAAAGAUUCACGGACGUUUUUAUGCAUUGGCUACAUGUAGAACACAAACAUCAAGAACGAAAGUAAUAGAAAAACUUGGAGAAUUAGUUGGUGAAAGAUAUAUGGUAGUGAUAUCAGAAGAUGAUGUAAUUUGUCGAAGUUGUGCCAAUCUUAUUAACACACUUGAUAAACUUGAAAUUGAAAUGUGUAAUGUACGUGAUAAUGUUUUGAGAUUUUUGGAACAAAAGUAUUCUCUGGAGGAAGGAGAACUUCUUGGUAAUAGCGAAACACAAAAACGUUCCCAACCACCACAGAUCACAAAAUGUAACAAUCAGACUCUAACUAAUUGUCAAAAUAAAAGAGAUGUUAUUUUAUCUUCAAAUACUACUGAAAAAGCCAAACAUAAGAAAAGUAAUGUUUGGUUGCAAUGUGACAAAUGUCAGUAUACUACACUUCAUAAUUCAUUUAUGGUGCAUCAUAUUAAAGAUCACAUUAAACAGAAAAUAUUUUGUGAUAAAUGUGGUGUACAAUUUUAUGAAAAUCAACAAGAAUCGCAUAAUUGUAAUGAAAAAGAACAUAUAGUUGAUCAGAAUAGAGAUCAAAACAAGCAAGCAGAAUCAUCAUUAAAAAAUAUUGAUGGGACUAUAUUGAAUAUUCCAAUUUUGGAAAAAACUGUGCAACAUAAUGUACCAAUUAUGACAAUUGAAACAUUUUCGGGAUCACAAAUUUCAAAUCGCAACGAAAAUAUACCUAUAAUAAGAUUAUCAAAUUCAGAAAAUUUGUCAAUACAAAAUAUUUUAACUUCUGACAAUAUAUCUACUACUGGUCAACCGAUAUAUGUACGUGUUUUGCAACCUGUUGAGAUUAAUGAAGCACCAACACAAUCUGCCAUGAUGGUAUCAAAUUCUGAUACAGAUUUAGCUUUAAAACUUAAAGAUAACUCUGAAAAGCAAAUUUUAACAUUGACAGAAGAUGGCAACUUGGAAAUGACAGAAAUAACUUGCUGGAAUGAUAUACAGUCAUCAGAAUCACAACCCAAUAUAAUAUUUCAAUAACUUCAAUUUAUGUUAUUAAA